Orbicella faveolata is the source of this 4979-nucleotide messenger RNA. RefSeq names its product cation-independent mannose-6-phosphate receptor-like. NCBI's taxonomy places the organism in Eukaryota, Metazoa, Cnidaria, Anthozoa, Scleractinia, Merulinidae. Gene Ontology annotation, molecular function: signaling receptor activity; D-mannose binding. Gene Ontology annotation, biological process: lysosomal transport. The record is from RefSeq and is a predicted model, not a curated record.
GUUCUAUGUGCAGAAUAGACAAAAAGCUUCAAACAACAAACGAUUUGGGAAAUAUCAAUUACGCCAGUAAUCUCCGAUUCUCACCACAAAAUGAUAUUAUCCUUGUUUACAACACAAUGCAAAAAGUUGACAGCUGCUUACCUGUAACUACCAUAACCUUCAAGUGCCCAAAACAAAUGGGUGAUAAAGGCCCAUUGUUGACAGCUGCUGAUGACUGUGCAUUUGAAGUUCUCUGGGAGACAGACUUUGCUUGCCCACAGUCCAGUGUCAUGUCUACAAAUAGCUGUGUGCUGAGGAAUGAAUUUGUUAACUUCGACUUGACGCCGCUCACUAAUGCCAGACUCACCCCUUACAUGAUAAAGCAUGAUGACGUUGAUUCGCAAGGCAAAACAACCCAUUAUCAUUAUUACAUCAACGUUUGUCAAGCACUUGUUUAUCUUUGUGGAGGUUUGUGUCAUGGACAUUAUGUCUGUAAACAGGAUNGCUAUUGUUUUUACUUUUUUUCGUGGACUACAAAAUAUGCCUGUCCACCUAGUCGGCGCACUGGGACAGCCUGUCGAGUAGAAAGUGCCUCUGGUGUCCGAUAUGAUCUCUCAGAACUUGUGCGCCUGGAAAAUGCUUCCAACUGGGUUGCCCUAGAUGGAGAGAGCAGCAACUCUAACAAGUUGAUUUUCAUCAAUGUUUGUGGUCAGUUAAUGCCUCGUAAAGAGACAAGCCAGUGUGAUAGCGGAUCUGCUAUCUGUAUGAUUGACAAGGGGAAGGUGGUAAGUCUUGGGAAGUACACUGAUCCACCAACCCUGAAUCAAGACAACUCUAUUAAACUGGUCUAUACCCAGGGUAGUGAAUGCAAGAAGGACAAGGGGAAAAGUAUCACAAGAAACUCUACAAUUACAUUUGUGUGUCAACCAGGGGAUUUGGAGAGUCCUCCUGUGCUAGUGUCUCAUACAGCAGAUGACUGCCAGUAUCAGUUUAUGUGGAAGUCAGCUGCUGCAUGUUCGCUGGGUCUAAAUUUUGGGCAAGAUUGCAAGGUGGAAGAUAAAGAUGCUGGUUAUGUGUUUGACUUGACUCCUUUGGCCACACAUAAAUGGGGCAAGGAUGAUUUUUACACUGUAAAUGGUGCUUCUCAAUACAAGUUUCAGUUGAAGGUGUGUGGAGGAAGCAGCAAAACAGGCUGCGUUGGUUCAAAUGUUGGUUCAUGCCAAAUUAAAAAGGGAAACCCCAAGCAAAACUGGACCAUUGGUCAACCAAAUAACAUGUUGUAUUACUAUGAUGGAAUGCUUAAUUUAACAUAUGGCAAUGGAACACCCUGUCACAAUGACGUUUCUCGCACCACCCACAUUACCUUCCUCUGCAAUUCUUCAGCAGAUAAUAAUGGAAUAGGAGUGCCAGAGUAUGAGAAGGAGAAUCACUGUGUUUACAACUUUAGAUGGUUCACAAAAUAUGCGUGUCCUGCAAAGUCACAGGUGUGUGGAGGAAGCAGCAAAACAGGCUGCGUUGGUUCAAAUGUUGGUUCAUGCCAAAUUAAAAAGAGAAACCCCAAGCAAAACUGGACCCUUGGUCAACCAAAUAACAUGUUGUAUUACUAUGAUGGAAUGCUUAAUUUAACAUAUGGUCAUGGAACACGCUGUCACAAUGGCGUUUCUCGCACCACCCACAUUACCUUCCUCUGCAAUUCUUCAGCAGAUAAUAAUGGAAUAGGAGUGCCAGAGUAUGAGAAGGAGAAUCACUGUGUUUACAACUUUAGAUGGUUCACAAAAUAUGCGUGUCCUGCAAAGCUCACUGAAUGUGUAGCCAGGUCAGAAGCUCAUCAGUAUAACUUGACGAGUUUGGUGAGGACAAAAGAUAACUGGCAAGCUCAAAGUGAUGGCAGAAAGUUUUACAUCAAUGUUUGUCGUUCACUGAAUCUUGGACCUUUGGUAUCAGGCUGUAGUGGAACUGCUGCCAUCUGCAUGAAGAAAGAUGGCAGGACCUUUAACUUAGGUGCUGUAGCAGAUGCACCACAUUUUGAAGGCAAGAACAUCGUCAUAACGUAUGUUAAUGGGGACAAAUGUAAUGACAAGCAGCGCUAUGAAUCAAAAAUAACUUUCAUCUGCAAUCAAGGAUUAAUGGUGAGUUUUUCUUUUAAUCAUCUUCCAUGCUGGGCAGGGGACAAUUUUGAACAAACUGGACAACAAAGAGAAGUUCAUAUCAAGUUCUACUGCAAUCCAAAGAAGCCAUUUGGAGAGCCAGCAUUUAGUGGGCAGGAGGGAAAUAAGUACUUCUUUGAUGUUCAGACGUCACUGGUGUGUUCACCUUCAGCUGUUCAGUGUGCAGUGACGUCAGAACAUGAUGGCAAAUCAUAUGACUUAACUCCUUUGGGACUUCAUGAUGGUAACUGGGAAGCAGUUGAUACCAGACCACAGGACAGACACCUUCAUUACUUCAUCAACAUUUGUCGCUCCGUGAAUCCAACCCCAGAACUCAUGAAAUGUCCUGGUGGAGCUAUUGGUGCUUGUCAGAUCGACCACAAAUCCAAGAGAGGAUUCAACUUGGGAUAUGUGCAGAGCAAUCCACAGAUAGCAGCCAGUGGGGAGCUGUCGUUGCAGUAUUCUGGAGGGAGUGAAUGCCAUCACCAGUUCAACAGAAGCAUUAGAAUCGUCUUCUCAUGUUCAGAUAUUAUGGGCUCUCCUAUCUUCGUGGCUGAAUCUCCAGAGUGUGAGUACCUGUUUUCAUGGCAGACACCCAGCGCUUGUCCACUGACUCUAGAACAUGGCAAUAACUGCACAGUGGAGGACAAGCAGUAUGGUUACAUGUUUAACUUGUCCCAUCUCUAUAACAAAGACAAAGAUUAUAAUGUUAGUGUCAGUGGCGCCCCUGGUGUAAGGAUCAUUCUGAAUGUCUGCAACAAGCUAGUGCAUAUCCCAAAAGGAUGCAGUGAAAAAAAAGGGACAAACGUGGGAGCAUGCAUUUUAAAUGCGAAGCCUGUAUCGAUCCUUCAAAAUAACAGCCUCACAUACUACAACGGCCAGAUUAACAUGACGUAUGGGAAUGGGAAAUCGCCUUCACUUAGCUUCAUCUUUGAAUGCAACCAAGGCAUUACUGGACGGGAAACAGGUCCAACUUGUGAGAAGAAAAAGGGCCAACUGUAUGAGUGCCAUUGGCAGACGGCUUAUGCUUGCAGGCCCAUGGGUAGCGUACAGUGCAGUAUUCGGAAUGGCGAUGGCAGUGUUGAUGAUCAAUACGACUACACGCUGUUGUCUAAAAGUGAAAGAAACUGGCAGGCACGAAUUCCAGGCCCAAAUCGUGAAGGUGUGGUUUACUUAAUAAAUGUUUGCCGAACAGUGGUAUUGCAAAAAGUCGCACGGAGGUGUCCCCCAACUGCAGGCGUUUGUAUGGUGAAGGGCAUUAAAUAUUAUAACCUUGGAACUGUAAUGCACGGACCCAGAAAAGAAAAUGGCAAUAUAUACUUACUGUACGAAAAUGGUGACGACUGUGGCAAUGGAAAGAAUUAUUCUUCCCGUAUACAAAUGGAAUGUGGAGACACUGAGGGUGAGCCCGUGUAUGUGACCAUGUCAAAGCAAACCUGUGUGUACGAAUUCCUUUGGAUCACCAGUGCAGCUUGUCCGGUCAACACAAAGAAUCAAAAAGUUUUUGACAACUGCACAGCCAUAAACCCUCAAACAGAAGUCUUGUUUAAUUUGCAAUCGCUGAAGAAAAACGACGAGGACUAUCUUGUACGAGACAAGGAUAACAGUACUUUAUUCGCGCUGAAUCAACUAUUUUCAGGCCUCCUUCAAUUUAAGGGCCAUUGUGUACAUGGCCAAAUAAAUCAAAAUGCUGUGAUUGAGCUCCUAAUAUUUGAGGGAAAUAUCUUAAAACAGGUGACAUCGGAGGAUGGCGUUGAUGACUCAUACACUUACUACGUGAACUUGUGUCGUCCUCUGGUACCAAUACCGGGAACGAACUGUCCUGCUGGAGCGUGGGCUUGUCGGGUCAAGAAACAAGCCGACCAAGAAAACGGGAAACAUGAGAUCCAGAGCUUGGGCCGUGCUGUUGAUCCUCCAAAAGUUGAUGACAAUGGAGAGGUGCGACUUGUAUACCUAAGCAGCACUGGUUAUAAAGAUGGCAAAACCAAAAUGGAGCUCCACUUCACGUUCGCUUGUGCGUACGGCUCAUUGGGUCACCCUGUGUUGCAGCAAGUAGACAAGAAUGUAAUCCACAUCAACUGGGCGACAUCGGCAGCCUGUUCUGAAGCGCAGACGGCGGAGCUUGACAAGUGCGGAGUCUUUGACAAUAGCACAAGAGAAUAUUACAGCUUGAAGCCGAUUGCCAAAUUCACUGACACUUUAAGAUAUUACAAAGUGGGAAGUGAAAAUGAUCCGCAUUAUUUCUUGCUGUCUAUUUGUGACGGGUUACAUUUGAGCUCGGCCGCAAGUAAUUGCACAGGAGCGGGGGUGUGCUUGGUGGCACAUAAGACGUACAAACCUUUGGGCCUGUACGCAUAUAGAGCGAUGACUUACUUCAAGGACGAGGAAAUGUUGAUUCUGAAGUACUGCAGUGCAGCAUGCGACAGUAAAGAUGCUACUGUAAUAUCAAGAAUAAUAUUUGUGUGUGACAGAACUCAAAGAGGCAAAGGAAAACCAGAACUGAAUACGUUUAGUAAAGACGGUGCAGAUUUUGCAUGGAGAACAAGUCUGGUUUGCCCUCCUCUGGAAGAGGAAUGCAGCUACACUGAUGGUAACAGUAAUUACAACCUGCAGUUGCUGACAAGUCGAACGCGAAGCUGGUAUUAUGAACAUAAUAAAGACAGCUUCUGGAUUAACAUCUGUAGAGGCAUCAGCGAUGGCCCACCAGGUAUCUUUCAGUUUUGGUUGUAUACAUUAGUUUUACUUUUAAUCUGUGUAUUUUCUGCAUAUUUUCAGUCUUGCAUAUUUAUUUAUUGUACCUUGCAAAGUAUGGAAAAUAAACUACCGUAAAAUUGUUUAAUACUUGCUGUAUAA